UGCAGGGUGAAAACUUACACACCAUAUUCUGAUGUUGAUGUCAUUAGCUGUUCGUGUUCGAUUCGUUGCUGGCUACAUCUCUUGUGUAAAUGCGGAAUUCGUGAGAAAACAUUGCAACAUUAUUUGGAAAAUUUAGCAUAGUAAUGAAUGUUGCAACAAUGACUGAUUUGCACUAUCAGAGAGCUGUAUGAGGUACUGUCAAAGUAGGAAGACAUGUUGACAACAGUAAAUCACCAACCAGGGACAGGACUUUCUAAAACCUUCAUCUUGACUUUAGGUGUUGGUAUCAUUUUUGGUUUCAGUUUUGCUUAUGUGCUACUAAGUGUAGUAUCUUGGGAAAAGGCUGAUCUAUUAAAUAACAUAGCAGCAUCAACUCUUACAGGACACCGUAUUGGUCAUCAUGACCCUCAUUCACAUGAGGACAUGGAAGAUCUCUCUGGUCCUGAUGUUCCCCUUUCAUUCCACAGUGCUGAUGAAGAUGUUCAUAAAGGAGAAGGUGUUUUGGCAGAAAAUUUGGCCAAGGAGGUACGUGUUUUAUGUUUCAUUCUUACCAAUCCUACAAACCACCAGAAAAAAGCUAAACAUGUGAAAGCUACCUGGGGUCAUCGAUGUAAUGUUCUCCUCUUCAUGAGUUCAGAGGAAGAUAAAACUCUGCCUUCUGUGAAACUUAAUGUUCAGAGGGAAGAAAUUUUUUUGUGGGGUAAGACAAAACAGGCUUUCCAGUAUGUCUAUGAAAACUACUUUGAUCAGGCUGAUUGGUUUAUGAAAGCUGAUGAUGAUACUUAUGUUAUUGUUGAAAAUCUUCGCUACCUAUUAAUGAGUCAUAAUUCCUCAGAGCCUAUUUAUUUUGGGUGUCGCUUCAAGCCUUAUAUAAAGCAAGGUUACAUGAGUGGAGGAGCAGGCUAUGUUUUGAGUAAGGUGGCUUUAAGUCAGUUCGUGGAGAGGGCCUUACGCGAUAAGUCUCACUGUAGAAGUGACAAUGGUGGGUCUGAAGAUGUAGAGAUAGGAAAGUGCUUAGAAGGUAUUGGCGUUCAAGCAGGGGAUUCUCGAGACAGUCUAGGUCGAGGAAGGUUUUUUCCAUUUGUUCCAGAACACCACUUGAUACCAGGUCAUGUGCCUAAGAACUUUUGGUACUGGAAGUGGAUUUACUAUCCUGCUGAAGAGGGAAUGAAUUGUUGCAGUGAUACAGCCAUCUCCUUUCAUUAUGUCAGUCCAAACAUGAUGUAUGUUAUGGAGUAUCUAAUCUAUCAUCUUCGACCCUAUGGACUUCACACCAGACUCAUACCUACACAGCAUGCCAAUUCUAACAAAACCACCAAAUCUCCAUCUGAUAAAUCAGGUCCUUUAGACCCCAGUUCAUCCUAAUAUCCUGAUAUUAAUAUAUUUUUGUUUACUUCAGAACACCAAAGAUGAACAAGGUAGAGUUCUGAAAAUGGUGUAAAGUACUCUCUGAAUUAAUUAAUAUUAAUAUCAAUUUAUUAAUGCACUGAAUAUAUUUGGUGAAGUUAAUUGUUUCACUAGACAUUUGUGAUAUUACAUUAGGUUACUGACAUCUAUGAAAAGGAGGACUUACUGAGACUUGAGCUUUUAUGAUAUUUCAAUCGGAAGAUUUAUGAUAUUGGCAUACUGUUUUACAAUGUACAAAAUCAGUGACUGGUACUGAUGUUACUACAUGUGGCUUGGAGUAUAGUGAGUAGAUAUAAAUAUUUUCUCAUUUGCACCAUGACAGCAUCAUUAGUGGGCAACCUUCUUGUGUGUUUUAUCAAGACUGAAGGUUUCAGGCACAUAUUUACUAUUAUUAGAAUUAAACAUGCAUUAAUUACAAUAAAGCAGUCAAAUAACAGGACUUUCUUCAAGUUUUAUAAUGAAAAACCUCACUCUAGGAGAGUUUUGUCCGACAGUUUUGUUAACUACAUUGGUAUAUCUGGUAUAUAACUAAUCACCUUUAGUCUUUCAGUUACACUAUAUCAUACAUAUGCAUCAUUCAAGCAAGUCUCUUUUGACCUACAAAGCUCUGUCAGAUUUGGUAUGACAUCUUUGUUAAUUACAUUGGUAUAUAUGGUACAUAACUAAUCACCUUUAGUCUUUCAGUUACACUAUAUCAUACAUAUACAUCAUUCAAGCAGAUCUCUUUUGACCUACAAAGCUCUGUCAGAUUUGGUAUGAAUGAGGGUAAUAAAUGGACGUUCUGUAUUACUUAUUUAAGCACAUAUGCAUCUAUGUUGUAUAAUGUUGUGUUUGCUCUUAUCAACUAUUCUUUCUUUAUCCUAUUUAACUCUUAUACUAUAUGUUAUGUUAAAAAUUAAGUUAUGAUCUUACAUCUAGUAUAGUAAAGACUUGGAAGCAAUAUAAUCUGAUACAGAAAAGUUCAAGCAUUUUAAAGUUGUUUUUAUUUUAUAAAUAAGCAUUGUGUCUAAAGAACCCAGUACAUGUACGUGGGUGGUUUUUGGAUGGACAGUAGUUAUUAGGCCUCACAGUUUGUGAAGAUUUAACAAGAAAUAAUAAAGCUUUUAUAAAUCUUAUUUAGCAGUUUAGAUAAAAAAUUUUGCAUCUUAUCAAGUUAUUCCUUUUCAAGAAAGAGUAUAUUUUAAAUAUACCAUAUUUAGGUAGUAGGCCUGGAGAUUCCUUCUCUUCUUGCAGAAGUAGGUCAUUUCAAGUGGGUACCAUUCUUUUUCUUUUUAAAGUAAGCUAUGACCCUGUUUAUUAUUUUUAUUGUAGCAUAAUAUCUGGUUAUACUUGAUUUUAUACCACAUAGUUAAUUUUUCUCACUGUGAUUGCAGUUAUAUUUUUGCAAACUGUGAAACUGAAACGUGGACAAUAGAAAUUUAUAUGUAACUGUUUCUAUAAAUGAAACAACUUGUUACAGCUAUGUGAUGCCUACAUUCCUUAAAGGUACAAGCUCAUCAGGAUAAUAAGUUAAUUCAUAAGUGCUGUCUGUGAUUAAACCUUUUUAAUGUCUUAUAAUUUGCAAAUGUUACUCAGCUAAAAAGAAUACAUGUGUAGUAUAUGGGUAAGUAGUUUUGAAGAAUAGACUUGAUAGUGCUUAAAGCAUUAUCUUUGUUUCAGUAUGUGAAACAUCCUUUUGAUGUUAUACUCAUUUGUAUAAAUGCUUAAUUUUGUAUAUUGCUAUUAUAACACUACAAAUACUUUGUAAAUUAUCAAAUUGUGACACUUACUUUGUAAGCUCUUUGAACAUAAGGUUAUUUUUCAUGAAGUCUGUACUUUACUUCAGUUUAGUGUUGGAUUAUGCUUUCAAUAAUGCUUUUAAAGCCAGUAUUGUACUUCUUUACUAACUUAGGAAUUUAGCUAAUUUCAUGUAUUUGGUAAGAAAAAGUGUAUUGUACCAAGUAAGUUGACAAAUACUCAAUCCCAAUUUUGUUAAGUAACUUGAAUCACACAUUUUUGCUGAAACAGAAUUGAAAUAUUUAGUAUUUUUUAUUUCUAGCCUUUUAACCAACAUAAUCAUCAUGAAGCUGCCACUAGAUUUAACUAGGUCAAAAAUCUUCAUUCCAAGUAGAAUAAAAUGUAGAAUAUAAAUUUUAAGUUUAUAAUGACUUACUCUGUAGUACUUAUAGGGAUACCUAGUGCUUGAACCUAUAUAUAUAUAUCAGCAAAUGAACAAACUGAAAAAUGUGAAGGUGAUGAAAUAAGUAAAUUACACUUUUUGAGAUAAAACACCUUAAAAUCUUAGUUUUAUGUAAUGGCGAUGUUUCACUCUUUUUAAAGCCAAAACACAGAUAAUAUUGAACUACUGCAGAGUGUUCUGAAAGUGAACAAUACACAAAAAAAGAAUGUAACACGAGUUAAAAACAUGAGAAAAAAAUGUAAUGCGAGUUAAAAACACGAGAAAUAAACAAUAUAGUGUUGACAAUGUAACAAGGCUAAAGAAAAAUAGUGACAAGAUAAUGAAGGAAAUAUAUGAUUAUACAAAAAUAUAUAUAAUUAAACGGUUAAUAUCGGAAAGUUUAAAAAACGAUUAUAAAAUCAUUUAAAAAAGAAAGAAAAUUAAUGUUAAAAAUUUAUAAAAAAAACAGAAAUGUUCACUGAUACCAGAGGGACUUAUACAGCCUAAUUUGAAAAUGAUUUCUUUUUCAAUUCUGAUUCUUUUAAAUGUGUUGGAGGGGGCAUGUCUUAGGGCAAUUACUCUGGAAUUAAGAAUGGAAUGAUUAGCUUUGUUAGAGUGUCGAGCUACAGGUUUAUCUGGAUCUUUAAUCAAAAUGCUAUGCAAGUGUUCUUGUGUGCAUUCAGAGAGCAUACAGCUGGUUUCUCUAUGUAGAUUUGGUCACAGAUGUUACACAAAUAAACACAAUAAUUGAAACAUUUAGAUGUACAUGUGAAGUGGCUAUUAACAGUAUAGGCUGACUUAGAGCUCUUAACAGGUGUUCUAUGAUCGAUGUAAGGGCAAGUGUUGCAUCUGCGCCUCUUUAGAUUUUUAGAUUACCUACUAAAGCAAUUGUUCCCAUUACACAUACCUAAGGGAGAUAAACCCAAAACUCAUACAAACUUUAGUAAGUUUCUGUAUCAUCCUUGGAAUGAGUAUGACUUCACUUCAGAAGAGCUUGACACAGAAAGAGGGCCAUACAAAUAUAAGCCGUAUGGAACAAUAUUUUGUGUUAUGAAAUCUUUGUGUAAAUUAGACAAUUAGUAAAAGUAUAAAAUUUUGCUUACAAGGAUGUCAUAACUGCAUGCAGAGCAACUGUACAAAAAUUACUAUAAUGUACCUAAAUAAAGAUCUACUCUUUACUAGUUAUGGAAGGGAAAAAAUAUAUUUUCAGUCACCACAGUAUCACCAUCAGUUGGUGCAAACUGAUAUUCAUUAAAUAAACAUAUGUAUGACAUGAUUAUACACCAGAUAUACAUUGAAUUUAAUGUUUUAUCAAAGUAACUUUGUAAAUAAUGCUUUCACAUUAAACCUGUUUCUGAAAACUUAAGUUCUUAAUUUGAGUAACUAAAGUUUCUAGAUAUGUCAAAGACUAAGAUCAUAGGAUUGCCUGAAGAAGUUAGAUGCUGAAAAAGAUAGCAUUUUGAUUAUUCAUUAAAGACCAAAAUUCAACCAAUAAGCCUCACUAUUACCACUGCUUAUAAAAUUAAAAAAUCUGUUUAUUUAGAAAAAUAAGUUGUUUAUAUAAUUAAGAAGUAAAAGCCUUGAAAAUGCUUGUCAGUAAAAUACAAAGAAAGUGGAACUUUUUUUUUUUUUUACUGGAUUUCUUUAUUUUUCUCCUUUGGUGGAUUUGAGAGUAGAUUUUUUAAAUGUCAUAGUUUGUUUUAAUUAUCUAGUAGUUUUAAAUACUAGGUGUUUAAUGAUUUAAUAAAAGUACUGAAAGUUUAUUAAUGAUGAAUGAAGAAUACCCUUCAUGAUGCUAGACUAAAUAAUUUAAUAUGUUCUUUAGAAUUACAUCAGGUAAUUAAUCGAAGUGCUUACAGGUAGUAAAUCAAUCUCUUUGAUAAAUGUAUAGAAGACUUCAAUGAUUUGUCUUCAUUUUAGUUUUUGUGACUAGAAAUUUCAAAUAUUACACUUGCAUGAACUUCAUACUAUCAUUAAUUUAUUUGCAAAAUAUAGUUUGCAAGAUUACAGGUUUUUUCUUUUGUUUUAAAUUAUAUGAAAGAAUAAUUACAAAUGCAAGAACAAAUUAGCUAUUUUUCUAAACUUAUAUUCCAGUGUAUUGAGUUAUUUUUUGUUUUCUUGAAAUGGAAUUUUGAAGUUCACAUUUUUGCUUAUUAGUACAUAUUCUUUAAGAUUCUUCAAAUGAGAACAUUGUCUUCUAGGUUUGUUUUGUGAAUAUUUCAAUAAUUGUGAUAAACCCUAUAACAAGGCCUAAUGGUAUAUUCAGUCAGUUAAUGAGCUUACAGAGUAAGUAGUGUUACGUGAAAGGAUAACUGCUGUCUUUAACAGAAUGCUAGAAAUGUUUCUUCAGCAAUGUUUUGUUGAAAUAGUGUGUUUAAUUAAAAAAAAUUAUUAAAUUAUUCACAAUCCUUUUCUUAUUUUUUAGUAACUAGUUGUUUGACAGUAUUAAUUAUGUUUAGGAGUUGUAGGUUUUCAGGUAUUUCAAAUAAAUUAGUUUACCAUUUUUGUGUCAUUGAAAACUAUCAUAUUUAGAUGUUGGCUCUAGUUUAUUGCCUUACUGCAGCCAAGAUGGAUGGGAAAACAUUUAUUACUUUAAAUCAAAUAUUGCUGCACUUUAUAUUUGUGGUGUUUAUAACACUGUAUUUCAACAUUUUUCCAAGAUUUGUUUUCCUUAACAACUGGACUGCAUUUAGAGUUUUAGUUUGUUUUGUGUAUCUAAUUCAGCAAUGAUGUAUUCCAAAUGAAUAGUAUCAGUACGAAUAUACAUUACAUCUAACUUGCUGUUAUGACUAUCAUUUGGUUGUGUUGGAAGUGUCAUUUGUGUAGUCACACUUUAAACAUUUGAUAAAAUACAUGCAUUUUUAAAAUUACACUUUGCUUUGUAACUGUGUUAUACAGAGUAAAUAAAUUUUUAAAUUUUAGGAUGAAGAAAAUGGUUAUUAAAGUUGCAUAAUUACUUUUGUUGAAAACAGUUGUAUUUUUGUUGUAUAAAACUUGCAGGUAUUGGGUGAUUAUCAUACAUUGUAUGCAACUAUUUGACAGUUAUAUACAAGUUUGCAGGAUUUUAUUGCUUUUGUUUUUUACUAUUAUUAAAGAUAGUAAUAAAGUUUA
Molecule: messenger RNA, 6676 nt
Organism: Limulus polyphemus (Atlantic horseshoe crab)
Lineage: Eukaryota; Metazoa; Arthropoda; Merostomata; Xiphosura; Limulidae
Product: glycoprotein-N-acetylgalactosamine 3-beta-galactosyltransferase 1-like
Cellular component (GO): membrane
Molecular function (GO): N-acetylgalactosaminide beta-1,3-galactosyltransferase activity
Source: RefSeq, a predicted model, not a curated record